CACUGCAAACAUGGCGGCACAGUGAAAGUCUUUCAAAGUGUUUCUUAUCUUUUAUCAACAUUUUCACGAUAGAAAAGACUUCAAAAACUCUUUUGAUUAGGCGGAUAGUUUGUUAAGAUAAAGAUGAGUUUCAUUCCAGCUGGUUUUGAGGAUUCUGACGACGAUGACUUUGAUUUUGACGAAAGCGAUUUUUCCGAGUUCACCCGCAAGCAAACCCGCAUUGAAACUGAAAAACCUCUUCAAAGAAACCAAAACCACACAGCUGGUCCUUCAGCAGUGCAGCCUUCAGUAGGGAGGGGAAGAGGUGUAUUCCGUGAGUCUGGACAGCAUACGAGGUCCAGAGGCGGUUUUGGUAUGCCACCAUCUGCGUCAACUGCACGACAACACACAAGUCCAAGCUCUCACUUUCCAAAGACUAGUCAUAAAAGCCCAAUAAAACCAAGAGAUUCGGGUCCAAAUCCUAUACUACUGGAUGACAUGAAAAAUGCAGCUGUCAAAGGCAACAAGGUUGGAGUAGUGAAGCUUUUGGAUCAAGGUAUUGGUGUGGAUACCAUUCUGCGGUCAGGAUGGACAGCAUUGUUACAUGCUGCAAAUGCAGGCGCAGAUGAUGUUGUGGAGUUGUUGCUGAAGAAAGGUGCAAAUGCCAACUUCCAGAAAGAUAUGUAUACAGUAUUAAUGGCGGCAUGUGAUGCAGACUCAGUUGCUGAUGAAGAUAAAGUUUUGCAUUGUGUUGAGAUGUUACUUGAGCAUGGAGCCAAGAUUGGUUUUUAUGACAGACACAGGAUGUCACCUCUGAUGUACGCAGCUCGUCAAGGAAGAGUCGCUGUUUGUGAGAGACUUUUAGAGAAAGGGGCUCAAAUAAACAAGACAGAUGGCCGAGGAUGGACAGCAUUAUCAUGGGCAGCAAGUAGAGGGCAUGGUAGACUGAUACGAGUUUUACUAGACCACAAGGCUGAUCCUAAGCUAUAUUCACUAGACGGCCAGGCACCAAGUGACAUUGCGUAUUCAAGUGGAUACCCUAUUAUUGCAGGUAUACUAGAGGCUACAGCAUCUGGUACUCUUGGAGCAAGAGCUGAAUUGAUGUUGUUGAGUGGAGAAGCUGAUAAAGCAACAGAUGCAAGUGCAUCCCUAGAGACUUAUGGUGGAUUAGAAGUACUUUUGUGUGGCAUUGAGUUAGGACACCUGGUUCCAAAAUUUAAGGAACAUAAAAUCACUUUUGAAAGCUUUGCAAAAAUGACAGAAAAAGAUCUUGACCAAUUAGAGAUAACACAAGUAGGAGUUCGACAAAAGAUUCUAGAUGCCAUACGAGACAUCCAUGUGAAAGAAUGGGACACAUCCUCUCUCCAACAACAGAAAAACCUGUUGAGUGCUCCAGAGGUAACAUCAGUCAUAGCAAACAUCAACAAACACUUGACAGUUAUCCAUAGUAGUAUAGUGUAUGCAACAAAACAACUGGAUGAGGUUGUUAAUCCUACAGAGUUUGUCCAGGAUGUAUCGGAAGUGGAAGGUCUGUCAUUCUUUGCCAAAGAAGCACUCAAGACCUCAGAAGACCUUCAUGAAGAUAUAUUGGGCUUACAAAGAAAGUGUACAGAGUUAAUGUCGCAAACAGGACACCUCUCAGCAGACCUCAUUUCUUCUGAACCACACCCACCAGCCUCAACAUCAAAAGGAGGGUUAAUCGUCAUUGGAAUUGCUGCAGUGACGUUAGGAAUAAUUUAUGCCAAGAAGAGUGGUAUGCUAACAUGACCCCUCCCUUCCUUCUGGCUUUGAUUGACAGGUGAUGUAAUGAUAUAAUGAUAGCAAUUGAUUAUCGUUAAGAAGAUACAGAAAUGUGGCUGCUUCUGCUUUAUAUUGAAGGACGCCUGCAAAGGAGGCUGCUUCUACUAUACCUUCCUUUACAGGCGCCUUUAGGACGGCCCCAGAAGGACGUCUGAAAAGGAGGCUACUUCUGCUCGUUAGCAGGAAUCUGUUACGUUAAAAGUAUAGAAAAAUAUAGCUCUUUAGCUUGGAUAUGAUAUUUCUCAUUUGAGACCUUAAUGUCAUCCCCAGAGUAUCAUUUCUUUGUUUAACGGCUGCACAUAAGAAGACACAUGAAUAUGGAUACAACUCAAACAAAGAAUUUUAUCCUCAAGAGAAUGACACGUGGUCAGAAAUGGGAAAACAUUACGCCAAAGAUAAAGAGGUCUAUUUGCUUUGCAUCCUUUGCUUCCUCUUUACCUUUUCAGCCCCUUCCACAAGUGAAUACACAAAUAUUUCGACUAUUAUCUAUUUAAAGGAACGAAUAUCUAGCAGUAACCGAUAUCGGUCAAUCCUCGUUAAGUUUAUUAAUGUACAUUUGAUAAAUAAAUUCCUUUCUCUCGCA
Messenger RNA from Actinia tenebrosa (Australian red waratah sea anemone), 2362 nucleotides. Its product is annotated as ankyrin repeat, SAM and basic leucine zipper domain-containing protein 1. Gene Ontology annotation, molecular function: protein binding. Gene Ontology annotation, cellular component: pi-body. The record is from RefSeq and is a predicted model, not a curated record. Lineage: Eukaryota; Metazoa; Cnidaria; Anthozoa; Actiniaria; Actiniidae.